AUCCGAAACAUCGACACAUCCGAAGAAACGCUCUCGGAGGUCAUGUUCUUCCAGCACAGCGGCCGUUACACACGCACCCCCGGCCACUAUUCCUCGUACGACAACACUCACCCGAUAGUCUACGUUGGGAAGAACUCUCACGGCUCCUACCACGACGACGGGGGCUCAGGGACCUGCUGCUACUACGAGGACUUCAGGAACCCUGGUAGCAAGUACCAGCACAUGGACACCUGGCUGAACCUGGAGGAGCUGCGGAGGGACGACACGGCGCCCGAGUGGAUGAUGGACCCGACGGCGGACUACUUCGACGGCAACACCUCGCCGCUCAACCGCGAGGAGACCUACCACCUGUGCUCGCAGAAGGGCUGCGAGGGCGCCUGGGUGCAGCUGUGCACCACCAGCGGCUGCGCCAAGAGCGAUAUCGGGAUGAAUCAUGUAAGACGGCCUUGGGUGUCAUGGGACGCCUCGAGUGUCAUGGCCCCGCGAAAGUGUCAUGGCACCUUCGCGUGUUGCGAGAGGACCACACGUGGAGGACCGAUUAAAGAUGCAACAUCACCGCGUUUAACAAUAUGCCUUUCUCGUCGCGUUUCUUAUAUUAGCAUUAUCAUUAGUACGAUUAUCUUCAUUACUUAUUCAUGAUUGCUUUUUAGGGGG
This is a messenger RNA of Penaeus vannamei (Pacific white shrimp), 654 nucleotides long. NCBI's taxonomy places the organism in Eukaryota, Metazoa, Arthropoda, Malacostraca, Decapoda, Penaeidae. The record is from RefSeq and is a predicted model, not a curated record.